This is a messenger RNA of Lotus japonicus, 1461 nucleotides long. RefSeq lists its product as uncharacterized. Bases 1 to 1461 code for a protein of 486 amino acids. The transcript is spliced from 2 exons. The record is from RefSeq and is a predicted model, not a curated record. Gene Ontology annotation, molecular function: zinc ion binding. Lineage: Eukaryota; Viridiplantae; Streptophyta; Magnoliopsida; Fabales; Fabaceae.
AUGACUUUCAACAACAAAGAUCAGUUUACAGAUGCUGUCAAGGAUUUUGCAAUUCAAACGAAGAAGAAUCUGACAAUAACAAAAAAUGAUAAAAAGAGGGUGGUGGUUAAAUGUGUUGAUGAGUGUCCAUUCUACAUGAGAGCAAGCAAGACUCCCUCAAGGCCUACAUGGCAAAUUGUAAGCUUCUGUAACAACCAUAAUUGCUGCAGGCUAGCCACUAACAGGCAGGCAACGACAUUUUGGCUUGCUAAGAAAUUUAUGCAAAUUCUGAGACACACACCAGAUCUGAAAGUGAGGGGCUUGAUAGAGGAGGCAAGGCUCAGGUGGGGCAUUGUGAUAGGGAGGUUCAAGGCUUACAGGGCAAAGGUGAAAAGUCUGGAGAUGUUGCAUGGUGCAAGUAUGGAGCAAUACAGUCAUCUGAGGCAGUAUGCUGCUGAAUUGCUGAGAAGCAAUCCUGGGUCCACAGUCGUUAUAAAAUCAGCAGUGGGAGUACAUGGGCCAGUCUUUGAGAGGAUCUAUGUCUGCUUUGAAGCUACUAAGACUGCAUUUGCCAAGCAUUGUAGACCCUUAAUUGGGUUGGAUGGCUGCUUCCUUAAGGGACUGUAUGGUGGUCAACUUCUCACAGCUGUAGGCAAAGAUGGAAACAACCAAAUGUUUCCAAUAGCAUUUGCAGUAGUGGAAGCUGAAACUAAGGAUUCCUGGACUUGGUUCUUGAACAUUCUUCUACAUGAUCUGAAUAGUGUUAAACCUCAAAAUUGGGCAUUCAUCUCUGACCAGCAAAAAGGAUUGGUGCCUGCUAUUGCUGAACUGGGUCCAGAUACUGAACACAGAUUGUGUGUCAGACACUUAUACAGUAAUUUCAGGAAGAGGUUCCCAGGAGAAGAGUUGAAGAAUGCUUUAUGGGCUGCUGCAAGGGCUAGCACAGAACCACAAUGGAAAAAUGCUAUGGACAACAUGAAAGAAUUGAAUCAAGAUGCUUGGCUGGAAAUGAUGCAUGUACCUCCUAAGAUGUGGACAAGAUCAGCUUAUAGCACACACACACACUGUGAUCUCCAGGUUAACAACAUGUGUGAGGCAUUUAAUAGGACCAUCCUGGAGCAUAGAGACAAGCCUAUUAUUACUCUGCUUGAGGGGCUCAAAUUUUACCUCACCAAUCGCAUUGUGAAGCAGAAUGAUCUAAUGCUUAGGUGGAGAAAUAGUCAGUUGUGUCCACUGAUUCAGAAAAAGCUUGAUACAAUAAAGGACUAUUCAGAAGGCUGGAGACCUAACUGGAAUGGUGACACUGUACAUGGACUAUUUGAAGUUGAGAGGGACAAGGAUAAGUAUGCUGUCAAUGUUGCUCUCAGGUCAUGCGCUUGUAGGAGAUGGGACCUGACUGGGAUUCCCUGUGUGCAUGCUCUGGCUUGUAUGUGGUAUAAUCACCAUGUUCCAGAGAAUAUGUGGACAUGGCAUACAGGUUAA